AUGGGACCUGUCUCCCUUCUUCCAAAAUAUCAGCAAUUAAGCACUUGGAAAGGAGAUUUGGCCAAGAUGACCCAUUUACAGGCCGGACUCAGUCCAGAGACUAUAGAGAAAGCUCGCCUGGAACUGAAUGAAAACCCAGAUGUUUUACAUCAGGAUAUCCAGCAAGUCAGGGACAUGAUCAUCACCAGGCCUGACAUUGGAUUUUUGCGUACAGAUGAUGCCUUCAUCCUGAGAUUUCUCCGAGCCAGGAAGUUUCACCAAGCAGAUGCCUUUAGACUCCUGGCCCAGUACUUUCAGUACCGCCAGCUACACCUGGACAUGUUCAAAAACUUCAAGGCUGAUGAUCCUGGCAUUAAGAGGGCUCUCAUCGAUGGGUUCCCCGGAGUGCUGGAAAGCCGAGAUCACUACGGCAGGAAGAUUCUUCUGCUGUUUGCGGCCAAUUGGGACCAGAGUAGGAACUCCUUCACAGACAUCCUCCGUGCCAUCCUGCUGUCCCUGGAAGUCCUUAUCGAAGAUCCAGAGCUGCAGAUAAAUGGCUUCAUUUUAAUCAUAGACUGGAGUAAUUUUUCCUUCAAACAAGCCUCCAAACUGACACCUUCAAUCCUCAAACUGGCUAUCGAAGGGCUGCAGGACAGCUUUCCUGCCCGCUUCGGAGGAGUCCAUUUCGUCAACCAGCCCUGGUACAUUCAUGCCCUGUACACGCUCAUCAAGCCAUUCCUUAAAGACAAGACCAGGAAGCGGAUUUUCCUGCAUGGAAAUAAUCUAAACAGCCUUCACCAGCUAAUCCACCCUGAAUUUUUGCCCUCUGAAUUUGGAGGAACCCUUCCUCCUUAUGACAUGGGAACGUGGGCCCGGACGUUACUUGGUCCAGACUACAGUGAUGAAAAUGACUAUACUCACACUUCCUACAAUGCAAUGCAUGUGAAACACACAUCCUCCAAUCUGGAGAGAGAAUGUUCGCCCAAGCCGAUGAAGAGAUCUCAGUCUGUGGUAGAAGCUGGGACCCUGAAACAUGAAGAGAAGGGAGAGAACGAGAACACUCAGCCACUCCUGGCUCUGGACUGAACCCCGGCUCACCCGACGCUCCCGCAGAUCGCCAGCCUUCAGUGGUAUCAGCCACCCGGGAAGCACGGGCACAACUGACCCACACAGACAUGUGCGUUCCGCUUGACAUGAGGCCCUCCACUCUGCCACCUAGUAAUGACUGUCACCAGCCAUCGGUCUGAGCAGCCAAAGUGAACAGACUUGAGAGAUGGGUUUUCUUUGUUGUUGUUGUUUUUCAGUGAGGGGAUUGGAGGUGAAGCAAGGCGGUAUUCCCCUUUAUUUACGGUAUUCCCCUUCCCCUUUAUUUACGGUAGUCAAUGAAUUGAAAAAGGAAAAACUAAAUUGAUGCACACACUCCAUUAGGACAAGGAUUUUUCUGAGGCACCGCAGACACCCCUUCCAGUUUUUGUGAUUUAAGAUUAAGCACACUUCCAAGUAGAUACACCAGAAUUAAGCUGUGCAGACACAAUUGUCAAGCUCAAUGUAAGUGCAAAGCCCCAAGACAGUAAUCUCGCCAGUGAUUUCCAUUCUUAUUGAAUUCUUUUCUUUGACCUCAUCACCAGCAUCGAAUUGUUCAGCCUAAGGGCAUGUUCUUGUAGGUCCGGCUAUUUGCGGAGUUUGCUUAUUUGGAUAUCCUGCAAGAAUGAUUUUGACGUCACAUCUUUUUUUCAGGCCACCAGCUGAUUACCAUGAUCUGACUUUGAAGGAAGACGCACACAACUUGAAAUAUGAUUGUUUCAUCUUAAUAAUGUGACUUGUCACAGGCAACAUGUAUCUGCGGGGGAGGGGGUGGGAGUCUCAUUGAAAACACAUGUCAGUGAUGAAUGAAUCCAUUCAAAUUGCCUCACUCGGGUCACUACAGCAAAGAAAUGUGCUACUGAAGCGUUUAGCGCCCCCCAUCCUCCUGCAACCAGUUCAAGGUGUGGAGAAGGGACCUGGCUGUUGCUGAGAGGGUACAUAUCAAUCAUGGAGGAAGACUCUUAAAGAUGGCUAAAUAUGCAAAUACUGAACAUAAGAGAUUAGGAUUGCGGGAUAAAAUGCCAAAGAUCAUUUUAUUUCUUUGUCUAUUCUCCUUAGAAAUGGAGUCCCCAACUAUCCAGUCAAAGGAAAUGAAAGUGAAUAGGAUAUGAUAUCCUUACUUGGGCCAUGUUUCCCCAGAUGAGUUGUAUGUUUUUACAUAUACUUUAUGCUCCCAGCCAUCUGCAUGACAUGGGCAUUUAUUAGUAUGACCAGUUGGUGCUCAAUGUCAAAUAAAAAAUAUUUGAGUUGAUAAUGGGCAGAAAAAUAUGAUUUUAUGUUUUAAGUGUUUGGGAGAAUUAACUAAAAAAUUCAAAGACAGGAGGUGAUUCACCUGGCCAUAAUCACCCUCCGUGGAUAUUACUAAUCGUAACCAUUUAUUACAUCUCUUUCUCAAUGAAUCUAGUAUUUUAGGUUUUUUUUUCUACUGGUAGAGGGGAAUAAGAAGUAAUUUUUGUAUUCCACCCUUGAAAUAAAAUUUAAAUAGAAUUGAAAAUAUUUCUCAACCAACUGUAUCACAGUACAAGUAAAACCAAUUCAUUUUAUGUAGACA
Molecule: messenger RNA, 2614 nt
Organism: Panthera uncia (snow leopard)
Lineage: Eukaryota; Metazoa; Chordata; Mammalia; Carnivora; Felidae
Gene: CLVS1
Product: clavesin 1
Exons: 5
Coding region: 1-1065 (354 amino acids)
Cellular component (GO): membrane
Molecular function (GO): phosphatidylinositol bisphosphate binding
Source: RefSeq, a predicted model, not a curated record